CCCAAAUUAACCGGUAUGAUAAACACACCGGUAUGUAUAUCAUUUUCGACCACCACUCUUGCAAACUGCAGUUUCCACUUUCCAGUUGUUGUGCUUGAGAAAAGCAAAGGGCGAAGAGAUGAAAAGCGAUGGAGUCGCACACGACUUAGUGGCGGCGACCGCAUGAACCGUAACAACAAAAACAACAGCCCGCGUCCGACGAAGAAGUCCAAGAAGUCAGCUGGCGAGGAGAAAGCGAGCCACUCAGGUGGUUCCGUGCACAAAAAGAACUUGUAUUUCGUUUCUUUUCCCGUUAUUAUUUUGUUCAACGUGCUGCGCACCCUGAUCUACCAGCUGUACGUCAUCUUCGGCUACAUUUACUCGUCGACAUCGCGCAUUGUGUAUCGGCCCCGCGCUGGCUCCCCGGUCGAAGUGGUGAUCCCGCGCGACGAGCAAGACGACGACGCCGCCUACCUGCAGCCGUGCGGCCCUGAGGAGUACUCGUCCAUGGCCCUGCCCCGACAGCCCACCGGCCCGGGGCCCGGCGACCCCCUGCUCGCCAAGCAGAAGAGCCACCACCGCCGGGCCUUCGAGUACAUCUCCAAGGCGCUCAAGUUCGACGAGGAGAACGAAGGACAAAAAGAAAUGGCGGUGGAACUGUACAAAAAAGGAAUCGCCGAGCUGGAAAAGGGAAUUGCAAUCGAGUGCGCCGGCAAAGGGGAGGUGUGGGAGCGGGCGCAGAGACUGCAGGGCAAGAUGAAGACCAACUUGGAGAUGGCCAAGGACCGGCUCGACUUUCUAGAGCAAAUUGUUAUGCUGACUCACUUGGCUGUGACCGACGAUCCCGAGGCUGUCGCCGCGACAAAAAAGCCCCUAAAAAGGCCCACUUGCUUCCCUCGUAGGCCCUCGGCCGGUCCGCAGCUGCUGCUCGCAGGCGCCACCCGCAACCCCGAGGUCAAGUCGCCUCGCGCCCCUACUCUCAGACCCACCCCCCAGAGGUCACAGCCCACUACCCCUGCUGAAGCCUCUGGAAGGCGGUUGACCGCGGCUGGGCGCAAAAACAUUCCAGGCAUGGCAGCGAGGAGCAGCACUCUUCCCCGCAAUCUGGGUUCCCGCCAGCCCGUCUACACCAACGGCUCCGGCUCCAACAGCGGGGCUGCGAAACACAAACCCUACUCAACACCUCCGCCCAUCAAACGGCAGCUCUCGGGGCCAUCACAUUCGCCAGGACGUCGGCCGAGCGGCGGCAACGGAGCGUCAGGUCGCGUUGCAGCGGCCAGAAAAACGUCCUUGAAGGGCGUGGACCCAAAGCUGGCGCAGCUGAUCCUAGACGAAAUACUGGAGGGCGGGCCCCCAGUCGAGUGGGACGACAUCGCAGGCCAGGAAUCGGCCAAGCAGGCCCUACAGGAGAUGGUCGUGCUGCCCGCGCUGCGCCCUGAGCUCUUCACCGGGCUCAGGGCUCCUGCCAGGGGACUCUUGCUCUUCGGGCCGCCAGGCAACGGCAAGACUCUGCUGGCCAGGGCCGUGGCUGCCGAAUGCAGCGCCACUUUCUUCAGCAUCAGCGCCGCCAGCCUCACCUCCAAGUUUGUCGGCGAGGGCGAAAAGCUGGUCAGGGCGCUCUUUGCCGUAGCCAGAGAACUGCAGCCAUCGAUCAUUUUUGUGGAUGAAGUAGACUCUUUGCUGUCCGAGAGGCGGGAGGGAGAGCAUGAGGCAAGCAGGAGGCUGAAAACCGAGUUCCUUGUUGAGUUUGAUGGACUGCCCUCGAGCACCGAGGACAGGGUUCUGGUCAUGGCAGCGACAAACCGGCCGCAAGAAUUAGACGAGGCUGCUCUCAGGAGAUUCUCGAAGAGGGUUUACGUGACACUGCCAGGACCAGAUACUCGCAUGGCGCUGCUGGGCAGGCUUUUGGCCAAGCAAGGCUCUCCUCUUUCCGAAAAAGACUUGGCCCAACUCGCGAGACUCACCGAGGGGUACUCCGGUAGCGACCUCACAGCCUUGGCCAAGGACGCGGCCUUGGGUCCAAUUAGAGAGCUUGAUCCUGAUCAAGUGAGAUGUCUGGACCCAAAACACAUGCGCAACAUCAAGCUGCAAGACUUCACCGAGUCCCUGAAGCGAAUCCGGAAGAGCGUGUCACCUCUGAGUUUGGUGCAGUACGAGAAGUGGAACUCGGAGUAUGGCGACGUCAGCUUAUAGAGACCUGACAGUGAUCUUAGUUUGUUAAUUCAAUUGCUUUGCUUGAUUUUCGAUUUUGAGCUACUGCACAAAACCAGUCAAUUGUCGACUAGCCCUCUUGCAUAUUCAAUAAAAAAAAAAAAUCGCUGCUAAACAUAUCUGGAGGAGAAACAUGGAAAAUUUCCGUUUGGUCUAAUUGCUGCAGUCAUCUUAUUGUUAGUUUUGCUGCGAUGUCACACUUUUCGGAUGAAUAUAGUCUACGGUCCGUUCUUUCAAUUGCUCACGAUUUACAUUUUUGCAUAUUCGUCCGUCAGAAGUACAAAUAUGUGUUGAGACGAAUAAUAAUUGUUGAUUCAUUUGGAAAAAGGACAAGAAAGCGUGUCUUUCGUCACUGCUCUGUGCCAAUCAGGAAAUCGUUUUUACGUUUCUCGGAAUAAAAUGCCAUAAUACAUUGCCCAUCUCUCAUUAUUACGUCGUAAAAUGAAUUUGAUUCCACUGUUUCCAGUCAAGAGUCAUUGCUUCUUCAAUAUAAUGUGUACCGUGUGCGUGCAGUUGUAUUAUUUUGUAUCGUGUUUGAUAACGAGAUUUUAAUAAUGUGUACUCUUGACGAAUAAUAAUACACUCUAGUUUUAUUGCAAUCGAUAUAAAAA
This is a messenger RNA of Cloeon dipterum, 2801 nucleotides long. RefSeq names its product spastin (gene spas). The transcript has 9 exons. Gene Ontology annotation, cellular component: microtubule cytoskeleton. Lineage: Eukaryota; Metazoa; Arthropoda; Insecta; Ephemeroptera; Baetidae. The coding region runs from base 16 to 2172 and encodes 718 amino acids. Gene Ontology annotation, molecular function: microtubule severing ATPase activity; ATP hydrolysis activity; ATP binding. The record is from RefSeq and is a predicted model, not a curated record.